CAUUUUAACAUUUUGGCAGUAAGUUGCGUAUUGUAACGAAUAUCUGUAUGUUAUCUAUCUGAAUUGUGUAUCUACUUAGCAAUAUAUACUCUGUCCUUCAAUCAUUCAGAUUAGUUUCCCGUGUAUAUAAGCAAGCAUUUGCUGUGGGCUUGCUGUUUAAAAGGGAGAAAAAAAUGAUCAAAACAAAUCUCACGUUUUGUGUUAUAGCUUCUGCUGAAUAGUUUGUACAACUGUCUGCAUUCAGUACAUAAAACGUGAACCUUUUCUGCACAGUUGUUUAAAGUUAAUAAAUCGUUGGAUUAAAGUUAAUGUUUGGAUAUUCAGCAUUUUUCUGGUAACCCAUAAGACGCCUUUGAAUGAUUGAAAUGCAGAACCGUAUCUGCCUGGGAAUGUAUGGCAUUUUUUCCACAGUAGCUUAAAGAAACCUUUGCCACUGGUCAGAAUCAAUGGAACUGUGAAGCAAAUAAUAUUUAUUGCUGUGAUGGUCUGUUAACCUUAGUUCGACCCCAGUUCUGCAGACCCAUGUUAGUUAUGUAACGCGUCUUCGUCUCCAGAGGGUGGCGCAAGAAUCCAACUGAAAAACAGACUACUCUGACGGGGAUGCGCACUUUAAACACGCGCAUUUCUUACAGCACCCACCCAGCAUUCUAGUUUGUGCACGAGUUUACCUCUAGAGGUCAUCAAGCAGAAUUUACGACUGGACAACAAAAGCACGUGAUUACAAACCGUACCCCAUAUUUGGGUGCCUACGUAGGAGGGAACCAAGUACAUGUCCCAGUCAUUUCCAUAAUUCAUCAUAAAUUGUGCUAGGGUGCUAUAGACGCACAAAACGACCAAGAGCCACAAAUCAAGCACAAUACAUAAAAAAAAAAAAAAAAAAAAAAAAAAAACAACAAAUGAGUUCCUAUUUUGUAAACUCAUUUUGCGGUCGCUAUCCAAAUGGCCAGGACUACCCGAUACAUAAUUAUGGAGAUCAUAGAUCAGUGAGCGAGCAGUACAGGGAUUCUACAAGCAUGCAUUCAGGCAGGUACGGUUACGGCUACAAUGGGAUGGAUCUCAGCAUCGGGCGUUCAGCUUCGAACCAUUUUAGUGCUAGUGAAAGACCACGCAGCUACACGUCAAAUGUUGCAACAGCAUCUCCUGAACCCAGGUACAGUCAGCCUGCAGCUUCUCAUUCUCCUCCACCUGACCCGUUACCCUGUUCUGCCGUGACCACUUCAGCAGUGAGCGAAAAUCACCAAGGAGUGAAAAACUCAAUAGCUAGCCCCAAUACUGCUGCUUCCACUCCUAACAGCAGCAUUAACAGCAGCACUCCCACAGGAAGAGAUGGGGUUGGCACAUCGUCUGGUACUGAGGAUGACACCCCAGCAAGCAGCGAAAAGGCAAGUUCACAAAACGGCCAAAGCACAGCGACUCAGCCUUUACAACCACAGAUCUAUCCAUGGAUGAGAAAGCUGCACAUAAGUCAUGACAGUAUGAGUGGACCUGAGGGGAAGAGAGCCCGGACAGCAUACACUCGUUACCAAACUCUGGAACUGGAAAAAGAAUUUCACUUUAAUAGAUACUUGACCCGAAGAAGACGGAUUGAAAUUGCUCAUGCUCUUUGCCUGUCAGAGAGACAAAUUAAGAUAUGGUUCCAGAAUAGAAGAAUGAAAUGGAAAAAGGAUAAUAAACUCAAGAGCAUGAGUAUGGCAUCUGCAGGAGGCCCAUUUCGCCCUUAAUAUGUUGAGCAAUUAGAAGUACUGAUAAGUACAGAUGAGAAACUAGCAGAAAUCAGUUUACUGGUGACUUAUAUUCCUCAUUACUGUGUCGCAUCCGUGAAGGAGUUUCUUUUCAUGCCGCCUUAUUCCAAGCUUUUAACCAUAAGCCUGUUUAUGGCCGUUACUUUGCUUGUACGGUUUAGAUACUGCUUUUUGUCAUUCUGUAUUGAAUGCCUAGUCUCUAAGAGUAGAUGUUUUAACUUAUUUAUAUUAAGCAACGCGUGUUACUUGAAGUGAAUGUAUAAAACUGGUUCAGUACAAAUGUUACAUGUUGCACUCUAUUUACAAAAAAGUAACAGUGUUUGUUGUUAAGUGUCUAAAUAGCUCCAAGCUGUCAAUGUAUACUUUCCAACUACCUAUUUUUCUUUUAUUAAUGUCGUGGUAGAGUCGAAUUACUGCAAUACUACCUAUUUUGUAAUAUUUCGUGUAGUGAAUAGUGACUAUGUGAUGAAAGCUGUAAUUACAAGCAGUAUGUUCUUGUUGUGCCUUUGUAUGAUUCUUUGCACGAAGUCCAAUAAGCGUCUUUUACAAGAGCAGAUUAAAUUAUUGUAUGCGUUAGGACAAGUUAAACAUAUAGUGGAAGCCUGGCAAUUUGAGCAAAUUGUGAUCAGCUUUUUUUGUAUUUGUUUAUAAAAAACUGGAAGUUAAAUAAACAUGCAGCAGCAAGCUUGCAAA
Protopterus annectens (West African lungfish) is the source of this 2435-nucleotide messenger RNA. RefSeq names its product homeobox A5 (gene HOXA5). The record is from RefSeq and is a predicted model, not a curated record. Gene Ontology annotation, molecular function: RNA polymerase II cis-regulatory region sequence-specific DNA binding; DNA-binding transcription factor activity, RNA polymerase II-specific. NCBI's taxonomy places the organism in Eukaryota, Metazoa, Chordata, Ceratodontiformes, Protopteridae. Bases 897 to 1721 code for a protein of 274 amino acids. Gene Ontology annotation, cellular component: nucleus. The transcript has 2 exons. Gene Ontology annotation, biological process: regulation of transcription by RNA polymerase II; anterior/posterior pattern specification.